AUGGCCCCAAAGAAGUCAAGGAAAAAGAGGAAAAAUCAGCCUGAUGAGGAGGAAGGGCCUCAGCCUAUACCCGUGGCCGAGGAGAAAGCUACUGCUUCUGUCAUAGCUGGUGAUGAGGGUGAUGAAUUUGGUGAAGCCCAGACCGAGGAUGAUGAAAUGCUGCAGGAAGGGGGCCAAGAUCCACCAGCCGCCGCCAGUGAUGAGAACAACGUGACAGAUGGCCAUGCUACCUGCGGUAUCACCAAAGCCAUGGAGCAGGAGCUGGCCGAGUUUUUCGCUGACAAUGAGUUCAUCUACCACCCCCGCUUCUCAGGUCCCUGCAUCUACGACAAGAGCAAGGUGGACUUCAAAAACUCUAAGAAGAAGGAGCGCAAGUACAUGGAGAUGGCGGAAAAGCUGGGAGUCACCGUGGCCGACAUCAGACUAUGGUAUAAAAGCCAGAGGACCAUCCUGGGGAAGAUGAAGACCGCUGGAAAGAAGAGUGGUCAGAAGGCCAUCGUCCUUACCCCCAGGCAGAGAUGGGUCAAUAACAACCUUGGUUUUCUGACGAAGCACAUAGUCCAUCGGUCACAGGGCUGCCAACUGAGCCACCUCAGUGGCCGAAUUACUGAAGCCGCCUCCGACGAAGAGGGUUUAGAUGAGGAGGAUACAGAUGCCAGCCAAGCACCCAGCUCCAACCAAGUCUCCAGCCAGGGGGCUGCACCUCCUAAGAAGAGGCAGAAGAGGGGGUCGCCCACCGAUGUGGACAAGGCCCUCCUGGAAUUCAUCAGAACAUCCACCGAGCAGACGGCCAUCCGGAGCCAGGUGGAUGCGGCACUCACCCAAGGCGCUGACGAGAGGCAGGCCUGGCUAGAAUGGAUGCUGCAGGCCGUCCGCCCACUCCCAAGACCCCUCUGGCGAGAGUUCACCAGGGACACUUUCAACUUGGUGAGCCGCUACCAGGAUCGGGCGGACCACCUUUCCAGCAAAAACAGCAGGCCCCCUUUCAGCAGCAGCAGCAAGGAGGCAGCAACAGCGCCAACACAUCAAUCAUCACCCAGUUGA
Lytechinus pictus (painted urchin) is the source of this 1044-nucleotide messenger RNA. RefSeq lists its product as uncharacterized. The transcript has 3 exons. The record is from RefSeq and is a predicted model, not a curated record. The coding region runs from base 1 to 1044 and encodes 347 amino acids. Lineage: Eukaryota; Metazoa; Echinodermata; Echinoidea; Temnopleuroida; Toxopneustidae. Gene Ontology annotation, cellular component: nucleus; transcription regulator complex. Gene Ontology annotation, biological process: regulation of transcription by RNA polymerase II.